This is a messenger RNA of Pimephales promelas (fathead minnow), 1763 nucleotides long. RefSeq lists its product as uncharacterized. The record is from RefSeq and is a predicted model, not a curated record. Gene Ontology annotation, molecular function: GTP binding. NCBI's taxonomy places the organism in Eukaryota, Metazoa, Chordata, Actinopteri, Cypriniformes, Leuciscidae.
GCAAACUGGAGAAAACACGUCAAGUAGCCUAUAACAAACCCAUAUUUUCAUUUAUUACAUGAAAUAAGUUUAUACAAAAAAAUAUACAUGCAUUUUUUUAACACGCAGUGGGUAAAUAUGUCAUUGUGGGAGUAACGGAGGUCAGACGCGUCAGAUGUGAGUUCGUGUUAAGUUUCGUUUCUCAAAACGUUCCGCCCGCUGUCCAAUAACACUGAACACACACACACACACACCGAGGCACAAGCAGAAAACAUGUACUACAACGAAGGAGCAAUGAGUGAGAUCCCGAACGUGAGACGGAGAUUAUCUUCAUUUCACAUCGAUUAUCAGCAGCACACGUUAGAUCCAGCGCCGAACACACUGCGUCUGGUCCUGCUGGGGAAAACCGGUGCGGGGAAAAGCGCGACGGGAAACACCAUCCUGGGAAAGAAGUGCUUUGACGACGGGUUGAGCAUGAGCUCGGUCACGAAAGAGAGCAAGAGCGAGAGAGCGACGGUGCAGGGGCGAGAGCUGGUCGUUAUCGACACGCCUGGGUUUUUCGACACCGAUCUGACCGAUUCAGAACUAAAAGAAGAAGUGAUCCGCUGCCUGGCGCUGUGUUCCCCGGGUCCUCACGCGUUCCUACUAGUCGUGCCGAUCGAGCGCUUCACAGAGGAGCAACAACGCACCGUACAACUGAUCCUGGAGAUGUUUCACGAGGACGUCACUCAUCACACCGUCCUCGUGUUCUCCCACGCGGACAAACUCAGAGGAGAACCCAUCGAAACAUUCGUUCGCAAACAAGAUCGGAAAGUGAAGGCGCUCGUGGACAAAUUCGGAAAGCGAUUCGUGGCGUUCGACAACAAAAACCCGUCAAACCCGGAUCAAGUGAGUCGACUCCUGCGGAGCGUUGAUGAGGUACUCGCUCUAAACCACAACCGCCACUUCACCAGUCAAAUCAUGGAGGUAAUGAAUGAAGCGCAGAAGAUUAUAGACGCAAAACUGCAAGCCGAUAGAGCCGAAAGAAUGAAAAAGAUCAAGAAGGAGGUCGGGAAAAUGGCUGACGAUCAAUUGCGUUCGUUUGUUGCGUCCGUGAACGAAGAGAGGCAAGACGCGAUGAGGACGAAGAAACGCGUGCAAGACCGGAUUCAACAGAUACAGACGGAUAUAAAGAAAGAAAAGCAGAAUGCGCGACCCAUCCCUGCGAGACUGACGCGUCUCUGGGCGUCUCUGGUGAGAGAACAGGAGAGACUGACGAGACUUGUGGAACGAGAGAUGGAGGAGGAGGAGGAGAGGAUGGACAGAGAGGAUGAAGAAAAGAAGGAACUGGAAAUCUGGGCUGAGGAAGAGGAGGAGAGGAGAGUGAAUGAGGAAGGGCAGGAGUUUCAGCAUCUCUCGCAGCGCAAUAUGAAGUUGUUGAUAAUGCUGUGUAUGUUUAUGUUGGGGGCCGGGGUGGCGUACGCUCCCGCGCUCCUGAUGUUCCUGUUCCCGGCGGCGGCGCCCGCGGCCCCAGCUGGAUUAUCCGCUCAGAUUUUGUCCACUUUACUCGGCGCGGGAGCAGCGGAAGGAGGGGGUUUCCUCGGGACGGCCGCUGCGUUUGCAGUGAGAUCUGCAUCGCUAAAACUGGCGGCGAUGGCGCAGUGUUGCAUUCAGUGAUUCGCUCAUGAUUGACAACCAAGAUGAGGACGUGUUUCUCCCAGUAUUAGUUACCCAGACAGCAAACUGACAUUGAAUCAACGUGGAAACGACGUCUCUCGUGACAUUGAAACAACGUUGAUUUUGCU